GCGGACGGCAGCGGGCGGAGGGGGCGCCGCCAUGGCUCGCCCGCGCCCGGGCGCCCGCGCCGCGCCGGCGCCCCGGUGGUGAUGCCCGCGGGAAGGCGCCGCACGCGAGCCCCGCGGUGAAGGCCCAGAGGGUCCGGCUCCCCCCUCCUCCUCCUCUUCCUCCUCUUCCUCCUCCUCCUCCGCCUCGGCCCCGCGCCCCCCGCCCUGCGCCCGCGAUGGCCGAGGAACAACAGCCGCCGCCGCCCGACGCCCCUGCACAGCUGCCCCCCGGCGCGGGGGCCGCGCUGCCCGCGCUGGUGCCCGGGCUGCCCGGGGGCGAGGCCAGCGCGCUGCAGCACAAGAUCAAGAACUCCAUCUGCAAAACUGUUCAAUCUAAAGUGGACUGCAUUUUGCAAGAAGUUGAGAAGUUUACAGACCUAGAGAAACUCUACCUCUACCUUCAGCUGCCUUCUGGUCUCAGCAACGGAGAGAAAAGUGAUCAGAAUGCCAUGUCAUCGAGCCGGGCGCAGCAAAUGCACGCCUUUUCCUGGAUUCGGAACACGCUUGAGGAGCACCCAGAGACGUCACUGCCGAAGCAGGAAGUCUACGAUGAGUAUAAGAGCUAUUGUGACAAUCUCGGUUACCAUCCAUUAAGUGCUGCUGACUUUGGGAAGAUCAUGAAAAACGUCUUUCCGAACAUGAAGGCACGGCGUCUGGGCACAAGAGGCAAAUCGAAAUAUUGCUACAGUGGACUGCGGAAGAAAGCUUUUGUCCAUAUGCCAACGCUGCCCAAUCUCGACUUUCACAAAACUGGAGACGGGCUGGAAGGAGCCGAGGCUUCUGGGCAGCAGAGCGUCGAUGAGGAAGUCAUCUCCUCGGCCUGCCACCUCGUGUGCGAGUGGGCCCAGAAGGUGCUGAGCCAGCCGUUCGACACCGUGCUGGAGUUGGCCCGCUUCCUGGUGAAGAGCCACUACAUCGGCACCAAGUCCGUGGCGGCCCUGUCCGUGAUGGCCGCAGCGCCACCAGGAAUUAAAGGAAUUACCCAGCCCUCUGCAUUUGUACCUACAGCUGAAAGCAAUUCCUUUCAGCCUCAAGUGAAGACUUUGCCAUCUCCCAUUGAUGCAAAACAGCAGUUGCAGCGCAAAAUCCAGAAGAAACAGCAAGAACAGAAACUACAGUCCCCUCUGCCAGGAGAGUCCUCUGCAAAGAAACCAGAAGGCACCACCACCAACGGGGUGACGAGUCUUCCAAACGGGAACCCUGCGAUCCUUUCUCCUCAGCCCAUUGGCAUUGUCGUGGCCGCCGUCCCGAGUCCCAUUCCGGUCCAGCGGACCCGGCAGCUGGUGACGUCCCCGAGCCCGAUGAGUUCCUCUGAUGGCAAAGUCCUUCCCCUCAACGUGCAGGUGGUCACGCAGCACAUGCAGUCUGUGAAACAGGCACCAAAGACGCCGCAGAACAUCCCGGCCAGUCCCGGCGGGGACCGCUCGGCCCGGCACCGGUACCCGCAGAUCCUGCCCAAGCCCGCCAACUCGAGCGCGCUCACCAUCCGCUCGCCCACCACCGUGCUCUUCACCAGCAGCCCCAUCAAGACCGCCGUGGUGCCCACCUCGCACAUGAGCUCUCUGAACGUGGUGAAGAUGACGGCCAUCUCCCUGACGGCCAGCAGCGGCGGCGCCCCUGUGAAGCAGCCCCCCGCACCCAGCGGUGCUCUGGGGGUGGCAGACGAGUCCAGGGCCUUCCCGCAGAUCAAAAACGGCUCCGUGGUCUCGCUGCAGUCUCCCGGGCCCAAGAGCAGCGGCGGCGGCGGGUCCUCGUCCGCUGUGGAGGUCAAGAUGGAACCGGAGGUCUCCUCCGACGAGCAGCAGGCGGUCCAAGGCCAAGACCCCUCGGAGGGGAGCAAGACACCCAAAGCGGCGCCCAGCGCCCUUCUGGGGCAGAAGAGCACGGCCGAGGGAGCCGCGCAGAAGCCGUCCAGUGAGGGCGUCGUGGAAGUCAAAGCGACAAAGGUCUGUGGCCAGAGGACCAAAGGCAAAAGCCGCUGCAGCGAAAGCCAGCCCGCACCAGCAGGCAGCGACCCGGGCCCGGGCGCCCUCUCCGCCGCCGCCCCCGGCCUGACCCUCACCAGCACCAGCUCGCCGCCCAGCGGUGACUCGGCGAGCAAAGACCCGAAAGUCUGCACCAAGAGCCCCCGGAAACGACUGUCGUCUGCUUUGCAAGAGUCCCAGGUGCCUCCUGUCAAGAAGCCGAUCGUGGAGCAAAUGUCAGUGGCCGUCGUGGAAGACCAGAAGCCGGGUGGCAUUCCGAAGGACCUCGCCGCGGGCCCGCCUCCGGGGCCGGCCGAGAGCGUCGCGGCGGGCGCCGGGCUCCCGGGCGCGCGGUCCCUCGACGUGGGCCCGCGCCUCGUGGCGAACGCGCCCUUGAAUCCCUCCGCGCUGCUGCCCGCAGACGUGGUGGCUCCCGAGGCGCCCGCCACGCCCGCGUCCUCGCCGGAUGUCAAGGUCAAGCUGGAAGGAAGCGUCUUCCUCCUGGACGGCGGCGACGCGAAGCCCGACGGCGGCUUCCACCCGGGCGACUGGCCGCCAGGGGCGAAGGACGCGGACUUCCUGUCCGCCGGCUGCGAGGAGCCGCAGGCCGUGGGCGUGGGGGUGCUGCCGGAGCACCCCGACAUCGGCGAGCUGGAGAAGUCGGUGUGGGAGCUCGAGGGGCUGCCCCCGGAGGCGUACCCGCCCCCACUGCACGGCCAGGUCCAGGAGGCGCCGCUGGGCCAGACGCCCGCGCCGGCCGCCGACCCGCUGCCGCUGCAGCCCGCGCUGAAGGAGUUUGAGCCGGCCGUCUCCCAGGCCCCCGACAGCUACUUCCCCUUCGACGACGAGCUCACGCAGGACAGCAUCGUGGAGGAGCUGGUGCUCAUGGAGCAGCAGAUGGCCAUGAACAACCCGCACGCCUACGGCCCCUGCCUGGGGCUGGCGCUCCCGAGCCAGUCGGUCCCUCCAGGGGCCCCCGCGACCUCGCACACCCCCAGCGCCCACUUCUACCACCCGAUCCACAGCAACGGCACGCCGAUCCACACGCCCACGCCCACCCCGACGCCCACGCCCACGCCGACCCCGACCCCCACCCCCACCUCGGAAAUGAUUGCCAGCUCGCAGGGCCUGUCCCGGGAGAGCCCUUGCUCGCGGCUGGCCCAGACCACGCCCGUGGACAGCGCUCUGGGCAGCAGCCGGCACACACCGAUCGGGACUCCACACUCCAACUGCAGCAGCAGCGUCCCGCCCAGCCCCGUGGAGUGCAGGAACCCGUUUGCCUUCACCCCGAUCAGCUCCAGCAUGGCCUACCAUGACGCCAGCAUCGUCUCCAGCAGUCCCGUGAAGCCCAUGCAGAGACCCAUGGCCACGCACCCAGACAAAACCAAGCUCGAGUGGAUGAACAACGGGUACGGCGGGGUGAGCGGCUCGUCCGUCUCCGGCGGCCACGGCAUCCUCCCGAGCUACCAGGACCUGGUCGAAGACCGUUUCAGGAAGCCGCACGCGUUCGCUGUGCCGGGACAGUCCUACCAAGCGCAGGGCAGACACCUGGACUCUCACUUUGGCCGCGUCACUCCCGUCUCUCCCGUGCAGCAUCAGGGCACUGCCGUGAGCAACGCCACCAAGCAGGAGGGUUUCGCCGUCCCGGCCCCGCUUGACAACAAAGGAACAAACUCGUCCACCAGUGGCAGCUUCAGGUGCCGGAGCGUGAGCCCUGCCGUCCGCCAGCGGAACCUCAGCGGGAGCACCCUCUACCCGGUGUCCAACAUCCCCCGCUCCAGCGUGGCCCCCUUUGGAAGUCCGGUCACCCCAGAAGUUCACGUGUUCACGAAUGUCCACACAGAUGCAUGUGCCAACAACCUGGCGCAGAGAAGCCAGUCGGUGCCCCUGACGGUCAUGAUGCAGACGGCCUUCCCCAACGCGCUGCAGAAGCAGGCGAGCAGCAAGAAGAUCACCAACGUCUUGCUGAGCAAACUCGACUCCGACAACGACGACGCCGUCCGGGGCCUGGGCAUGAACAACCUGCCCUCCAAUUACACGGCCCGGAUGAAUCUCACGCAGAUCCUGGAAACGUCCCCCGUGUUCCCCAGUGCCAACUCGCAGAACCUGAUCGACUCCAGCACUUCGGUUUAUGAAUUCCCAGCACCAUCUUACCUCACCAAAACCGGGAGCGCCGAUCCGAUCAGCUUUUCUCCGGAAGAUACCCAAGCACAAUCCGAACUCGGAGAGCAGCCGCUGGACUUCAACAGCACGGUCAAAGACCUGCUGAGCGGCGACAGCUUGCAGGCCAGCCAGCCGUUGGUAGCUCAGGUCCCCUCCGAUCUCACCAGCGCCGCCUCCGAUUUCUCCAGCGACCUCCGGCUGUCGUCCGACCUCUCCGGCAGCAUCAACGAUCUGAACACGUUAGACCCAAAUCUACUGUUCGAUCCCGGCCGCCAGCAGGGCCAAGAUGACGAAGCCACACUGGAGGAGUUAAAGAACGACCCGCUGUUCCAGCAGAUUUGCAGCGAAUCCAUGAGCUCCAUGACUCCGUCGGGUUUUGAGUGGAUCGAGAGCAAGGACCACCCUGCCGUGGAGAUGCUGGGCUAAGUUGUGUUUCCUCAUACGUAGCACACUGUAUCUAAAGACACACGUAUUGUAUUUGUCUUAAUGGAAGUGCCUCCCGCAGCAGGAACACUAUUAAUUGUGACAUUCUCAAAGAGUUUGCUGCAGAAGUGGUUUCUUCACGUAGGAAAUGGUUAGGCUUGCCUCAGUUCUUAAUAAUUUCCGGAGACAGUAGGCGAUAGAAGAACAAGUAUUAGGUUUUAAAUUCUACAACGUUCCCCCCCAUUUAAUCACAUUGUUAGUAAACAAUUGACUCACCGGCUUUUACAAGCGCAGUCUAGGUCUUUGUUUUGUGUAAAUUUAUUUUAUUCACUGGUUGAUCUGCACAGAAUUUAGAGGAAACCAUUGAUUUUUUUUUUUUGAGGUAGGCUAUUUUUUUCUGUUGUUGUUGGCAUUAUCUUUUAGAUAUGGAAUCAUAGCUUAUGGUGAAUUGUAGACAAGAAGGUCUUCCUUGGAACAGGGAUAAUAUUCAGGUUAUUUUAAGUAUUUAGGCUUGAAGCAUAGAGCUACUGUAGAACGAAAAAUCUCUGUAGGACUUUCUAGGACUUCAGUACCAUUUGCACCUACAAUGAAGGGCUUAAAUAGGGGAAAAUAAUGGAAAAUUUAAUAUUAAUUUAAGGAAAGCAGAAGCAGCACUAAAACUUCUAAAAGGAAAAACUAGUAGCUAUUUAUAUUUGUGACCUUUCAUUACUUCUUAUUUCAAAAUGUUGGUUUUUAAUAUGGCACACACACUCACACACCCCAAAUAACUACCGACAUUAUACUUUAAUAGAAUAAACACAAGCGUGCUAGGAAAAUGUUUUCUGUUUAUGUAAUUGAGAUUGGAGAAUCAGGAAGGAAAAUAAAAACAUUUUCUCACUUCACAGUGGCGGCAUGCACAUACUCAAAUCUAUGGUUUUAUUUUGAGGAAUCUUUAGUUGCAUAAUUGUUAAGCCUUCAGUUAAAUGAUUUCCUUAUUCCUCCUGAAUUCAAUAAAUACAUCUUGUUAUAGGAUCCAUUUGAAAAUAAGCAGGAGGGAGAUAGCAUUAAAAAAACUGAACAAAAACGUUAUACCACCUAAGGUCUGAAGCCACAAAUCUUUAUAUCUCUGAUAAAACAAAGGGGAUAUCAAUAAUACUUGAAGAAGAGGAGCAUUUUAUUACAUGCUUAAUUUAUUGUGAUAGCCACAAUUGCAAAAGACGCACUCAGGAUUUGUUUUAAAAUGUUUCUCUCUAUGGCUCUCAUUUUGUUUUAUGAAUAGUUAUUUAUGAAUUUCAUGUUAACAAAAAUCAGCUCACUAGUUGACAGUUCCGCUUAGUGAGUUUCAAGAUCAUUUUCAAAGAGAUUUAAAACUUGCCAUCACGUCUUUAAAGCUAACAUGAAACCAUUGCUGUGCUAUGUUGAAUCUAGCUAAGCUUUCCUGUACCUUAAUUAGGAGGCCAAUCAGAAAACUGCAAUCAAUGAAUAUUUAACAAGCAUGAUGAAGGGUUUAAUUUAAUAAUAUUUCAUCGUUCACUAAAUUUGCAAGGUAGGGUAUUAACAUUUUGAUAAACAAAUGGUGCUAGGGUUGGCUCAGAGAUUUAUAUAUUAAUAACAUCAUAGUUAUUGGCAUUUGUGUAUGUUUGCUGUUAUCUUGAUUUAAUAAUCUGUUAGAUUUUUUUUUCCUUGACGCUAGUUAUUUCUUCACUGUACAUUGAGACACAGCACUACUGCACACCAAAGUAUGCAAUACCCAAAGGAAACUGUGUGAUUUCUUCUUGUAACAAAUUAUGGGAGCCUUUUCUCUAUGAGAUACUCUGAAAAGGAGAUUUUUGAGGCCAUUCUAAUCCCUUGUUUACAUUAUUAGCUUCCUACAAAUAUAAAAAUAAUGGAAUCUUUUUUGAUAAAAAUAUGAAGACUGGAGGAUUUUUAACCCCAUGUACAGUAUUGCAGCAAACACUUUAAAUUUGGUUGAAUUCGUCCAACAAACUUUCUGGGGUUCAUAUAUUGCACUAAAUUUGUUGAACCUGGGGUAGGCACAUCUCUUAGGAUAAAUGCGACCAAUGCAGUCCACAAAGUAAAGUUUUUAAAUGUGUUUCAUUAUGAAAAGACAAAAUGUCAUCAAAGUGACAGAUAAAAUUGUCUUAUGUAGCAAUGUGCAUUGAUCUCAAUGAGAUAUUUCUAUUUCUUAUUCUCUUACAUGAGAAUAUUACAGCAGGAAGAAUUAAGUUUAGUUUGCUUCACCAUGUUAAUACAUGAUCACAAAAUGUGCAUGAGUGUUAUUGACCUAUCCUGUACAGUACAAGGUAUUCUGUAACCACUCUUUUUUUCUUGGCUGUAUUGAAACUGGUUCAGUGAUAACCAGGCAAGCAUAGUUAUUCACAAGUUAUUCACUUUUUUUAUGUUUACUAAUUCUGCUUAGUUAUUGUUGAAUAUGUUCUUUUAUUGGAUUACUUUCAUUGUUUUGAUGUUUGAAACAUUUUACAUAAUGUUUAUCAUGCUAAGACUUCAUGAAGUAAAUAAUUUUGCAUAUAUUUGCAAUAAGCACUGACUUUUGAACUGAAAAGAAGGAAAGUGUUUUUUUUUUGUGCAGUGCAUCUGAAGUUCAUAUAAUAGUCUUGUACUAUAAUGUGCUUUACUACACCAUAAAUGACAAAAACAAGCCCUGUUUCAUGUUUUCAUUUAGUGCAAAAAAAAAAAAAAAAAAAAAAGAUCGGUUUCCCCAGUGUUUUGUUGUCUGUUGUACCUGCUGAAACUACAGUAGUCGACUAUUGCAGUAGCAUUUCAGUUCUCUUUUUUUAUUGAAAGUGCUUAAAAAAUUGUUUUUUAAAUGUUUUCAAAAACAAUUAAAAACAUUUUAUAUUAAACCGA
This is a messenger RNA of Sorex araneus (European shrew), 7436 nucleotides long. It is a transcript of the gene RFX7, whose product is annotated as regulatory factor X7. The record is from RefSeq and is a predicted model, not a curated record. The coding region runs from base 216 to 4592 and encodes 1458 amino acids. Gene Ontology annotation, molecular function: DNA-binding transcription factor activity, RNA polymerase II-specific; RNA polymerase II cis-regulatory region sequence-specific DNA binding. The transcript is spliced from 9 exons. Gene Ontology annotation, biological process: regulation of transcription by RNA polymerase II. NCBI's taxonomy places the organism in Eukaryota, Metazoa, Chordata, Mammalia, Eulipotyphla, Soricidae.